AUUUGGCCACACUGCAAUAUCGAACAAACAAGAGUUAUUAUUUUUGCAUAAAGCUUAACAUAAGCUACAUAAAUUUGCGGUCAACAUGUCACAAGAGGUGGAAGAGACUUUAAAACGCAUUCAAAGCCACAAGGGGGUUGUUGGCACAAUUGUUGUUAAUAAUGAAGGUAUUCCGGUGAAGUCAACACUGGACAAUACGACGACUGUGCAAUAUGCUGGCUUGAUGAGUCAGCUGGCGGACAAGGCGAGAAGUGUGGUCCGAGACUUGGAUCCAUCUAACGACAUGACAUUCCUUCGCGUGCGCUCCAAGAAACAUGAAAUUAUGGUCGCUCCUGAUAAGGACUUUAUUCUUAUCGUCAUACAAAAUCCAACCGACUAGAAUGAUGACUUUGGAUAUGCACAUACGGAGUAUUUAUUUUAAUAAUCAAUUAUCAAAUUAUAAUUCUCAACGGGAAAGAUAAAUAAAUGUUUAUACUUUA
Molecule: messenger RNA, 479 nt
Organism: Drosophila busckii
Lineage: Eukaryota; Metazoa; Arthropoda; Insecta; Diptera; Drosophilidae
Gene: robl
Product: dynein light chain roadblock-type 2
Exons: 3
Coding region: 86-379 (97 amino acids)
Biological process (GO): microtubule-based movement
Cellular component (GO): centrosome; cytoplasmic dynein complex; cytoplasm
Molecular function (GO): dynein intermediate chain binding
Source: RefSeq, a predicted model, not a curated record